Vespa crabro (European hornet) is the source of this 630-nucleotide messenger RNA. RefSeq names its product histone-lysine N-methyltransferase SETMAR-like. Gene Ontology annotation, molecular function: nucleic acid binding. The transcript has 3 exons. NCBI's taxonomy places the organism in Eukaryota, Metazoa, Arthropoda, Insecta, Hymenoptera, Vespidae. The record is from RefSeq and is a predicted model, not a curated record. Bases 1 to 630 code for a protein of 209 amino acids.
AUGAUGCCUCUCGAAAUUUGCGGCAAAAGAGAUGAAGCUCGUGAUUUUCAUAUAUUGUUGGGGAAAAAGAAGUCCAUUACUUUUUUGGUAGAUGGCUGUAGUGAUCGAUAUCUCAUAAAUUGUGAAUUACAGGAUGUUAAAAAUAGAAGUCAACAAAGAGAAAAUUUGGUACAUUUUACGUUUCGUCGAUUCCGUUCAGGUAUUUUUGAUGUUAAAGAUGCACUUCGCACAGGCAGGCCCGUCGUCGAAAGUGUCGAUAAAAUUACAGAAAUAAUCGAAGUUGACCGGCAUGUUAGUAGUCGUAGCAUCGCCCAGGAACUAAAGAUCGACCAUAAAACAGUUUUAAACCAUUUGCACAAAACUGGAUUUAAAAAGAAGCUCGGUGUUUGGGGGCCACACCAAUUAACACCAAAAAACAUAAUGGAUCGAAUUUCCAUCUGCGAAGCCUUGGCCAACCGGAAUGAAAUCGACCCAUUUCUUAAACGGAUGAUGACUGGGGAUGAGAAAUGGGUCACAUACGACAAUUUUGUGCGAAAACGAUCGUGGUCAAAGCGCGGUGAAGCAGCUCAAACGAUGGCCAAACCAGGACUAACGACCAGGAAGGUUCUGCUGUGCAUUUGGUGGGACUGA